AGAAGUACUCUUUCUACCAUGCGACUUUUACUACUCAGAGUCGCAUUUCUAUUUUCAAUCUUUAUAAUUACAGUCAAAUCACAAUUCUACCGAGGAGACUUGGAACCUCGUUACAGUAGGAAAACGCCGUUUCGACAACAGACUGAUAUUCCUGAUCCAGUAUUUGGAAUUGGUCAUGGAGGAAGAAGAUUCAAUGGAGACAAGUCUUCACGUGAAGAGCAACAACCAUUAAGCCCUUUUUUUGGGGAACGAAGAGAGCCCGAAAGACGAAAUUCUGGAAGGGAGGAUGGACGCGAUUACGAGGAGAAUGGUGAUAAUGAUAAUCAAUACGGAAGAAAACGGCCAUUCGGAUUUGGAAGACAGCGGAGUCAAGAAGAGGAGAGAGAUGAAAACUUUCCAAGAGAUGGAGGACAUGGAUUUCGGAGACCACAUCUUCCAGAUCCCACGGAAGUUAAGGAUAGGUUCGAUAAAGAGAGGGAAGGCAGGAAGCAGCAGAGAGGAGACGAUGGUGAAGAAGAGGAUCAUCCGAAAUCACAGAGAGGGAUACAAAGAUCGAAUGAAGAUGAUCGGAAAGACGAAGAAGAGGAAGAACGUCCAAGGCGUCCUCAUCAGAGGCGUGGAGACAGUUAUGAAGAUGAAGAAGAAGAUCGCAAAAAGUACAGACCGCGACAUGGGGAGGAAGAGGAAGAACCCAGUCGUGAACGCGAGCACCAUCACCAUCGGGGAGAGGAGAAGCCGGAAACUGAGAAUAUUGCCGAAACGCCUUCGAAAGUGGUCGGUUUGAAUAUGCAGAUGGUUGCCGGAGUAUAUCCAAAAGAGAAAAAAGGGCCUGUUGUUGAAGAUGUCGAUAAGAGAGGAGGACGAUUUGUAGAUAAACCUAGUGAAAAGGAAGAGCAAGAAAAGUUUUUUCGGGGCUCCGACGCAGGAGGGGGUGAGGAUCGAGAGCCAGAAAAGGGACGAAAGCAGGAGCAUAAAGAGUCAAGAGAUCGACGACCAGCUCGAGGAGAUUCUGGAGAAGUUGAGAAAAGAGGAAGAGGAGAAAAAGCUGAAGGUAGAGACGAACAAGAAAGAAGAUCACAUGGUUCAGAAGAAAGACGUGGAGGAUCAGAAGAGCAACCUCACAGAGAGGAAAGAGGGCCCCAAAAGCCAGAAGGACAGCAACAGCAACAACAAGCUCCAUCGCCUCCCAAGCCCCAAAUCCCUCCGUUCCCUGCUUUCCCCAAAUUCCCGUCCUUCGGUGGGUUCCAACCAUUCCAACCAGACUUUCCAACUCGAAGAUUCGGUGGUAAUGGCGGUUUUGCGGGUGGUCCUUGGAACUCACCUGGAGGAUCUGCCGGACGCCAAGCAGCGCCUGGAGACGACGUUGGCUCGAGUGAAGACCGAUCUGGCCAAGACGGACGACGUGUUCAGCAACAAAACGCAUCUACUCCUGCAUCCGACAAUUCGAGUUCCCAUGAUGAUUCUUCCGAACGGAGACAUUCCACCAGCGAUCACAGCAAGGAAAAUGAGAGAGGAAGAAAGGAAGAUGGAAGAGAAAAAGACGAUUUCAGAGAAGAUCAUGGAAGAGAAGAUCAUGGAAAAAGUGAAGUUCCAGAAAAAGUAGAACAUGAACAACAUCCACCACAAUCUCAUGGAUCCCCACAUCCAGGACCACAAUAUCAAGGGCCACCACCUCGAAAAGAGUUCCCAACUCCUGGAAGAUUUGUUACAAAUAUUCGAGCCAAGAAAUCAGGAGAGAUCCUUGAUGCAACAACUGCUCUACCUACAACAUCUUCUCCACCAAUACUAUCUGCAAUCACUUAUCCAGUUAUUUCAACAACUACACCAUCUCCAUCUGGAAUUGUAUUACCAACUGAGGCUAUUGUAACUAAACUGCGAUCAAUUGUUAAUCAGAGAAUUAAAGUUGCUUAAUUUUAAUUUCAAUUUAUUAGUUUGGGCCGAUCUCAAUGCAAACGACUCGUAUGUCUGCAAUAAGUUUUUGAAUGUUUUUGAAUGUUUACAAAAAACUACAAAAUCUUACUGUAGACAUUUUAAAAAAAGAAAGAAACAUUUUAAAUAGUUGAGAUUUGUCCAAAUUAAUAUUUUGAAUUCAAGCAAGAACUUAUUAAUAUAUUUUAACUGUAAAUUUGAUAUCAAUAAAUACGAUAAUCGAAACAGA
Molecule: messenger RNA, 2158 nt
Organism: Caenorhabditis elegans
Lineage: Eukaryota; Metazoa; Nematoda; Chromadorea; Rhabditida; Rhabditidae
Gene: K09H11.4
Product: Filaggrin
Exons: 5
Coding region: 19-1911 (630 amino acids)
Source: RefSeq, marked reviewed